This is a messenger RNA of Lodderomyces beijingensis, 942 nucleotides long. NCBI's taxonomy places the organism in Eukaryota, Fungi, Ascomycota, Pichiomycetes, Serinales, Debaryomycetaceae. The record is from the annotation of a GenBank genome assembly.
AUGACUGUGCCUCUGAAAAUCAAAAUUCUCAGGACUGUGCAGCAAGUGCGACAAUGGCGAGCUGAACUGUUUCUAAACGAUCAAUCUGUGGGGUUUGUGCCCACGAUGGGGGCGUUGCAUGCGGGCCACUGCUCGUUGAUAUCGCAGUCGCUCGAAGAAAACGACAGGACGAUCGUGUCGAUAUUCGUCAACCCUUCGCAGUUUGCGCCGCACGAGGACUUGGACAAUUAUCCCCGAACUUUGGAGCGGGACUUGGAGAUCUUGGAGCUGCAGUUUGUCGGCCAACAAGUCGACGCAGUGUUUGUUCCCAAGGUCUCGGAGAUGUACCCCAAUGGCAUCACCUUGCACGUUGACCAACAAAAGGGUGCGUUUGUCACUGUCCACGGAUCUAGCGAGCAAUUGGAAGGGGUCAAGCGACCUCAAUUUUUCAGAGGCGUGGCCACGGUUGUGACCAAAUUGUUCAAUAUUGUCCAGCCCACCAGGGCCUACUUUGGCCAAAAGGACGCUCAGCAGUGUGUUGUCAUUAAAAACCUCGUGAGGGAUUUGAUCAUCCCCACGCAAGUGAGAAUAUUGCCCACGAUGCGUGAACCCAAUGGCUUAGCCAUGUCCUCGAGAAAUCAGUAUUUAUCGAGGGAGAUGAAAGAUAGAAGCGCCAUCAUUUACCAAUCUUUGCAAAAGGGUGCCUUGCAUUAUAAGGAGGGGCAACAGCAACAUCAAAAACAAGCUGUAGAUGCUGCGGAAAUAAGAAACAUCAUCCGGGAAUCGAUUAGCCAGGAUCCCGAGAUGGAAAUCGAGUAUAUCGCCACCAGCCACCCAGAUUCACUCGAGGACUUGGACUUUGUGGAACCCGGAAUAGGGGCUGUUGUGUCCUGCGCGGUCAAGGUCCCCAAAGAGAAUAGUUCCGAGAAGGCUAGAUUGAUUGAUAAUGUGAUUUUAAAUUAA